AUUGGUUAUUUUUUGCAAUAGUGAUGGUGUAGAAAUGAAGGUAUUUUAUUCCUUUUGUAUUCUGGUAUUGGUGAUCUAUUGUACACAUCUCUCAGAUAUUCGCGCACAGAAUUCCACGUGCGGCGUACCCCCGGAAUGUUGUCAGGGUUAUAAAUGGGACAACAAUAGUGCACAGUGCAGUCCUUGUGACUAUCCUCAAUUUGGAACCACGUGCGGAUCUACCUGUCAGUGCCCACGAAAGAAUUGCCAUCAUAAAUAUGGAUGUCAAAACAACGGAUGUCCAGUAGGUUUUUAUGGCACUUACUGUGAACGUCACUGUCGAUAUCCGAAUUACGGAAGAGAAUGCCAGCUGGGAUGUUCAUGUGACAAAGAACGGUGUAAUCACGUGACGGGAUGUACAGAUGAUAUCAGCGCCGCUGAGAACAGCACCGCUGUGUCCGAGCCAUUCUCCCACAAUAGAAGUAUGCAAAAUGAGACCGAAAUGAACAUUCUAUAUAUUUCAUCUGACGUCACACAAGGAGGAAGGAUGCAGCCACUCAUGUCAAUGUGGGAAGAAAUGAACAUGAGACACAAAGUGAUGCUCAUUUCCAUAGCUUUCAUCGGAGUAAUCCUCUUGAUCAUUUUAGGUGUUUAUAUCAAACUGAUCGUCAGUAAGCAUGCCAGUGUGCGCUAUUAUCAAUUUAAGAUUCGUCGUUCUCAAAAAGUGAAAACUUCAAAUGAAACAUCGUUCCUGUGACAUCCUUUUCAUAGACAAUUUUGGAAAAUGUAAAUGGAGUGGAAACUAGGCAUGUGACUGUGGUUAUUAUGUCAGUACUAUGUCAUUCUGUUUGUACUACGUAAUUCUGUUAGUGCUAUGUAAUUCUGUUAGGAGUAUGUCACUGUUAGUACUAUGUAAUUUUAUUAGUACUAUAUAAUUCUGUUAGUACUAUGUCAUUUUGUUAGUACUAUGUCACUGUUAGUAGUAUGUAAUUCUGUUAGGACUAUGUCACUGUUAGUACUAUGUAAUUCUAUUAGGACUAUGUCACUGUUAGUACUAUGCAAUUCUGUUAGGACUAUGUAAUUUUGUUAGUGCUUUGCAAUUCUGUUAGGACUAUGUCACUGUUAGUACUAUGUCACUGUUAGUACUCUGUAAUUAUGUUAGGACUAUGCCACUCUUAGUACUAUGUAAUUUUGUUAGUGCUAUGUACUUUUGUUAGGAGCAUGUCACUGUUAGUACUAUGUAAUUUUGUUAGUACUAUGUAAUUCUUUUAGUAUUAUGUAAUUCUGUUAGUACAAUGUAAUUCUGUUAGGAUUAUGCCACUGUUGGUACUAUGUAAUUCUGUUAGUACAAUGUCACUGUUAGUACUAUGUAAUUCCGUUAGGACUAUGUAAUUCUGUCAGUACUAUAUAAUCAUGUUAAUACUAUAUAAUUCUGUUAAUACUAUAUAAUUCUGUUAGUACUAUGUAAUUCUGGUAGUACUAUAUAAUCAUGUUAAUACUAUAUAAUUCUGUUAAUACUAUAUAAUUCUGUUAGUACUAUAUAAUUAUGUUAGAACUAUGUAAUUCUGUUAUUAUUAUCUUUUAUAAGCUUAAUGAGACUUUGUAAGUCCGUUUAGGCUAUUUAAGCUUGCUAUCUAAGACUAUACGUAAAUGUUCAUUGAAUAAAUCAUUUCAUAAGAAACGUUUGAUUUUAGAAUGAUAUACGGUGUACGUUUUAUGCAUGAAAUUAAAACA
Molecule: messenger RNA, 1713 nt
Organism: Ostrea edulis (European flat oyster)
Lineage: Eukaryota; Metazoa; Mollusca; Bivalvia; Ostreida; Ostreidae
Product: scavenger receptor class F member 1-like
Exons: 6
Coding region: 35-736 (233 amino acids)
Source: RefSeq, a predicted model, not a curated record